UUCAAGUUGUCUAGGGGACAUGUGCUCACCACUCCCUCUGCUGAUCCUCCGGCUGCUCCUCCUGACACACCCUAGCCUCGGACGACACCUCAGACACAGAGAGUCCCGAAAGAUACACUCCGUGGUGGUCAGCACCUGGAACUACACGGACGCCAAUCUCCAGGCCUGGAGCGUCCUCAAGCAAGGUCCGCGCCGGACCCGCCAGGCGGUGAUCCAGGGAUGCCUGGCCUGCCAGAAUUUGCGCUGCGGCCGCCUCCUGGGCGGAUCUUAUGGCCCGGAUGAGCGGGGCAAUCUCAGCCUGGAAGCCGCCAUAAUGGACGGAAGAAACCAGAAAUUCGGAGCUGUGGCCGGCAUGGAGGGUAUCCGAAACGCCAUCCUCGUAGCGGAAGCGGUGCUCCAGCACACCCACCACUCUCUAUUGGUGGGUAAAGGCGCUACGGACUUUGCCCGGGUCAUGGGCUACAAGGAGGAGCAUGCUGUUAAUCUGAACACCAAAAACGUGAUAGGCAAUUGGACAUUCGCCCGCUGUCAGCCGAACUUCUGGCGCGAUGUCGUUCCUCCGCCCAGGACCCAGUGCGGACCUUACUCUCCCCUGCCACAGUACCUUCUCCAGCGCCCGAUGCGGCAGGAGUACCCCAUCACCCAGGGCGAGCACGAUCAGCUGGCGUUUCUUGCUCUGGACUCGGAGGGUCUCAUCCAUGUAGCCAGUUACUCGAGUGGCGCCCGUUUUCGGCUCCGGGGAAGGGUAGGGGACUCAGCAGUCCCGGGAGCCGGUAUCUAUGCGGACAACGAGGUGGGCGGGGCGAUAGCCAGCGGGGACGGAGAUGUCCUGAUGCACCACCUUCCCGCCUUCCUUGCUGUGGAGGCCAUGAGAGCAGGCCAAAGCCCAGCCAAGGCAGCCGCAAAAGUGAUCCAGAGGGUCCUCAAGCACAACACUGAGUUCAAUGGAGCCGUAAUUGCGGUCAACCGGUGGGGCACCUAUGCCGCCGCCUGUGCCGGCAUGGAUGAGUUCCACUUUGUGGUAAGCGGGGGCAAGGGCUUCCUCAGGAUGGCCAGGGUGGAGCGAGUUAAGUGCCAGGACCGAAAGGACGUGGUAGAUGGAGGUCCCAAGGGAUUCUUCACAAGGAAACCUAUGAAAAACAGAAAAAUUGAGUAACAUUGGCUUAAGGGGGCAGGAUGG
Messenger RNA from Drosophila ananassae, 1180 nucleotides. RefSeq names its product L-asparaginase-like protein GF11609. The record is from RefSeq and is a predicted model, not a curated record. Gene Ontology annotation, molecular function: N4-(beta-N-acetylglucosaminyl)-L-asparaginase activity. Gene Ontology annotation, biological process: protein deglycosylation. Bases 20 to 1156 code for a protein of 378 amino acids. Lineage: Eukaryota; Metazoa; Arthropoda; Insecta; Diptera; Drosophilidae. The transcript has a single exon. Gene Ontology annotation, cellular component: lysosome.